This is a messenger RNA of Phytophthora nicotianae INRA-310, 1422 nucleotides long. RefSeq lists its product as hypothetical. Gene Ontology annotation, molecular function: 5'-3' RNA exonuclease activity; 5'-3' DNA exonuclease activity. NCBI's taxonomy places the organism in Eukaryota, Oomycota, Peronosporomycetes, Peronosporales, Peronosporaceae. The transcript has 7 exons. The record is from RefSeq and is a predicted model, not a curated record. The coding region runs from base 29 to 1342 and encodes 437 amino acids.
UGCGACAUAUUGGUUGUUGACAGGCGAGAUGGUGUCGGCGUCGUCGAGUGGGCACCGCAAGAAGAAGAAGGUCAAGAAGAGCAGCAAGCGCAAGCCCGUGAACUUGCAAGCCAACUUCAACCGUAAGUGUUCGCUGGCAACGGCUCGCAACGUGGCUCACAAUGCAGCCUACGAGGCGCUGAGCGACGCCAUGUUCCCGUCCAAUGAUGACCACCACUCCUCGGCUCAUGUUGAGGCCCGUGACUCCUCUGAAGCAGGUGACGCAGCAUGCGGAGACUUCCAUCUGCACAGUGUAUGUAGCGACGGCAAAUUUAAACCCAGUGAGGUGAUUGCCAAGGCAGCGGCCAAUGGAGUCACCUUCAUGUCCCUCACGGAUCAUGACACGAUGGCUGGAGUGAGUGAAGCUAUUGCCGCUGCCCAGAAGCAUGGAGUACUGGUGUUUCCCGGCGUUGAGAUCAGCGCUGAAGUGAAAGGUGGCGAGAAUUUACACAUUCUGGGAUACUUCUACCCAGGGUCGAACAGUGCUGAGCUAGAACAGCAGCUACUGAAGAUCCGUACGGGCAGACACAAGCGCGGCAAGGGGAUGCUCAAGAAACUGGAAGCGAUGGGCAUCAAACUCAAGUGGGAACGCGUGCUGGAGAUUGCUGGAGAAGCUGCACCUGGUCGGCCUCACGUUGCCGAAGCGCUUGUGGAAUCAGGUCACGUUGCGAAUUUCCGCCAGGCAUUUGCGCGAUACCUCCAUAACGAUGGUCCUGCUUACGUUGAGGGCGAGCAUUUUCCACCUGAAGAAGCCAUUAAGCUUAUUGCGAGCGCCGGUGGAGUCUCUGUUCUUGCACAUCCGUGGUGCUGUAAGGACCCGAUAGCACUAGUUCCCGAGCUGGCUAAGAUGGGUAUUCAGGGCAUCGAAGUGUAUCAUGACUCGAAUAAAAUUGACAUGUAUGGUGCUUUGGCGAAGGAAUCCGGCUUGCUAAGAAUGGGUGGUUCGGAUUUCCACGGUAUUGACCCCACGACGGAGCGUGCUCCUGGUGCUAUCCCCUUCCCGCGUGUGCACGUCGAUCGCUUCCUGGUCCACGCGCUAGAUGUGUGGGAGCGACCGCUUGUGGAGCGACUGCGAUCCAUGGCAGAAGCACUUAAGUCGGCAGGCCCCGAGGCCUCGACAUCAGAGGAAUUGCUUAUCUGGAAAGAGCAGGAGCCGCUAGUGCACCGAACGUUGGCUGAGCUUGGCAUGGGUAUUGAAAUAGUGAAGAAAGAAGAUUCGCAUGACGGUAGCUCCGAUAAUACCAAGGCCAACGUCACCGACGGCCAUUACCGUACGAUUCGAGUUACCACUCUUAGUCGGUGAGGCAUUUUAGAGCAUUUAGAGCUUCAAUACAUAACCGUAUUCGUUCCUUUGACGAAUAAUUGCGGCCAAGAGAACUACGG